AUGUCAGACGAGAUCGAGAUCCAGACUACAACUUCUAUUCAGACAUCUCAAAAUAAGGGAAAAGGAAAAGCGUCGGAGGAAGAGAAGCCUGUACCCAAGCAGCUCGCGAAUGAGUAUCAGCUAAAAGCGAUUGAAUGGGAUGAUCCGUCUUCGAGGGAGACGCGGCGUUUGAAGGUCAUCACACAGAAUGAAAAUGGACCGUGUCCUUUGUUAGCACUUUGCAAUGUUUUGCUCUUAAGAGGAGUAAUCGAAAUUAAACCUUAUGACCGACCAUCUGUAACUUAUGAUUAUCUUGUGGAAUUGCUGGGUGACUAUUUGUUGAAAACAAUCCCACAUGGAGAGGCCGAGAUUCAAAAAGGAUUAGAGAAUUUGACAAUUGAUAAGUCACCACCGAAGGAUCAGGUACAGCAGGAGAUGCCAGAAGAAUUCAUAAAUGGAACUGAUAACAGUACAGACAAGGGACAAGUCGAAGCCGGAGAUGAAAAAACCAAAAAUGAAAAUGUCACGUCAUCCAUUUUGACAUAUGCGAGACCAUCUCUGCAAGAUUAUCAUCACACAUUAAACGCAGCGCUGUCUAUCAUUCCUUCUUUACAAACCGGUUUGGAUGUAAAUGUCAGAUUUAACUCUAUUCAUGGGUUUGAGCCUACUGCUGAACUAUCGGUAUUUGAUGUUUUCAAUGUAGAAUUGGUUCAUGGAUGGGUGGUAGAUCCACAAGAUCAGGACACAUGGGAUGUCGUGGUGGGAAAAUGUGAAAGUUACAAUAAAGCAGUUGAAUGUGUGGUGAGAGGGGAUUCUGGUGUGGUGUCAGAAAGUUCCGAGAAAAAAUCUGAUGGAAAACCCGAGAAUGACGCGAGUGUCGUUGAAAGAAUACGAGAUGCGGAGAUUACGUCGCAUUUUCUGGAAUCAAAUGCGACUCAACUAACGUAUCAUGGACUAUUGACGUUAUCCGAAACAUUGCCACCUGGAAAUCUCUGUGUAUUUUUCCGGAAUAAUCACUUUUCCACGCUUUACAAACAUCCAAAAACUUCGGUACUGUAUAUUCUAGUUACAGAUGCUGGAUUUGUUCACGAGCGUUCUGUGGUAUGGGAAUCGCUCAUAGAUGUAGAUCAAAAUGCGUCUGAAUUUGUCGACGGGAAAUUUCGUAAAUGUGAAGCUACCAGUGGUGAUUACGUGGACGUUACCGAAGUACAUGAAGUGCCAGGAGGAGGAGAUCAAGAAUGCAAUACGAUGCAACUUCACAAGUAUCAUCUACAGGUAGUACACAUACCACCGCGUCUUCAUCGGGAGAACGAAAAAAGGAGAAACAAAGAAAGGGGAGCUGCAUUAUUAGCUGAUUAUUAA
Molecule: messenger RNA, 1341 nt
Organism: Acaulospora morrowiae
Lineage: Eukaryota; Fungi; Glomeromycota; Glomeromycetes; Diversisporales; Acaulosporaceae
Source: the annotation of a GenBank genome assembly